Molecule: messenger RNA, 6557 nt
Organism: Frieseomelitta varia
Lineage: Eukaryota; Metazoa; Arthropoda; Insecta; Hymenoptera; Apidae
Gene: anne
Product: polyamine-transporting ATPase 13A3
Exons: 11
Coding region: 91-4443 (1450 amino acids)
Biological process (GO): intracellular calcium ion homeostasis; polyamine transmembrane transport
Cellular component (GO): membrane
Molecular function (GO): ATP binding; P-type transmembrane transporter activity; ATP hydrolysis activity
Source: RefSeq, a predicted model, not a curated record
UGUGUGUAUGUAUAUUUAUAUACACAUAUUGGUAUUAUAUAUAUACACGUGUAACAUUCGCACUUAAACCUCGCUUUUCCUGCGAUCAUCAUGCCGCCCACUCCAAAUAAAUUGAACUUGAGCUUCGCCAGAAACGCGUACAGCGUGUUUGGGGCACGCGGUACCAAUACCACUGCUGAUCAUCAGCGCGAGCAGAAAACGGAACUUUUGGAGGGAACCAGGAGCAACGGAAUUCUUCAUCUAAAAAAUGGUAUCGAUUAUAUCAACCCUGGUGAAGAAGACCAAAUGGAAAUCUAUGGGUAUAAGAGAAAUAAAAUUCUAACCGCUGUUACUUGGUUCUUGAUCAUCAUUACCGGAGGAUUUCUUAGAUUGGUCUUCCAUUGGAUACCGCAUCUCAUGUUGCUAGCGACUCAUUCCAAAUGUCAAUUAGAAACCGCAGAUACUGUUUUGCUGAUAGAAAAGUUCCAAGGAAAACACACAAGUUAUUACGUGAAAAAACUGAAGACCUUGGCUGCUCAAGAUAUACUUAAACCAUUCGAUGGGAAAUCAUUGAUGGAUAAUGAACCAUCGUGGAUGGAGAACGGCAGCAUGAUAACCAUCAAGGAAGUGAAGGAAGAGUAUCCCCCCACCCUUUCACUGCAUUUAAUCGGUGGACAAUUUAAACAAGUUCCGUCGAUCGUUUUGUUCCAUUGCAAAAAGUUAACUUACGUUUGGGAUCCCGAAAGAUCCGAGUUUCUGAAGCUUCGUGGUUUAGAUGUAGGAGUUUUAACCUCCACGUUGCAUCAGAUGCAAGGAUUAAAUUCACUUGAACAACACAUGAGACGCAGCGUUUACGGAAACAAUGAAAUCGUGAUUCCAGUAAAGAGCAUUAUAACACUACUCUGUCUCGAAGUCCUUAAUCCAUUCUACGUCUUCCAGCUGUUUAGUUUUUGUCUCUGGGUUGCCGACAAUUAUUACUACUAUGCUAUGGUCAUCUUAACCAUGUCCAGCAUCGGUAUAAUUAUGGCAGUCUUCCAGACUCGUCGGAAUCAACACAACUUACGAUCCACCGUGCACUCUUCCGACGUGGCAACGGUGAUAAGGGAUCGCGCGACCGGGCAAACAGCAACCGUGCCUGCUGAAAAACUAGUACCUGGCGACAUUUUAAUUAUUCCAUCUCAUGGCUGUUUGAUGCCCUGUGAUGCAGUACUUCUAACUGGGAAUUGCAUUUUAAAUGAAUCUAUGUUGACCGGAGAGUCGGUUCCUGUCACGAAAACACCUAUUCCUUCGUCCAGUGAAAUAAUAUACGACACUAAGGAACAUGCAAGGCACACGCUCUUCUGUGGUACUAAAGUCAUCCAAACGAGAUAUUAUGGUUCAGAAAAGGUUUUAGCUGUCGUUGUGAGAACCGGAUUCAACACUAGCAAAGGUGGACUAGUCAGAUCUAUCAUGUAUCCUCCACCCGUGGAUUUCAAGUUUGAGCAAGAUUCGUACAAGUUCGUCGUGUUGUUGGCUGCUAUAGCUAGCAUCGGCGUGAUUUACACCAUCGUUACAAAGGCUAUUAGGGGUGUUCCAAGCAAUCACAUUACUCUGGAAGCGUUAGAUCUAAUUACGAUAGUAGUACCACCAGCUUUACCAGCGGCUAUGACCGUUGGUCGACUGGUGGCACAGCGUAGACUUGAGAAGAACAAGAUUUACUGCACGAGCCCAAGGACCAUUAAUGUAUCGGGAUCGAUCGAUUGCAUCUGCUUCGAUAAAACUGGAACGCUGACCGAAGAUGGCCUCGAUAUGUGGGGCGUGGUGUCCACUGUCGACAAGAAGUUUCAACCAGCUAUCAAAAAUAUCACGUCCUUGCCUUUGAACGAUCUUCUCAUCGGAAUGGUGACCUGUCACGGGAUCACUAUAAUAGAAAAUCAAUUAGUAGGGGAUCCACUUGACCUAAAAAUGUUUGAAUCUACGGGUUGGACUUUAGAAGAGCCCGAUGUAUCCGAUACGUCGAAAUUUUCCAUGAUUUUCCCUACGAUAGUACGGCCAUCGAAGGGCUCCAAGUUGUUGAAGAAAAUACCUAACGAAAUAAGGAUCUCGAUAAGCCGACAAAACUCCAUGUCUUCUGACGUGAUGGAUAAUAUCUCUUUGAAUAACCUCGAUACCACGUUGGCUGGUUCCACGACAGAAUUGGGGGAGCAAGGUUUAGAAAUCGGGAUCGUUCGUCAAUUUCCAUUUACGUCUAGUCUUCAAAGAAUGAGCGUGAUCACCAGGACCUUGGGAGCUAAUCAUUAUGAUCUUUACUGCAAGGGUAGCCCGGAAAUGAUUCUUAGUCUCUCCAGAACAGAAUCCAUUCCACCAGAUUUUGGCAGCGUUUUACAAUAUUAUACGUCGGAAGGCUAUCGUGUGAUCGGUCUCGCACACAAGUCUUUAAAUCGUCUUCCUUACGCCAAAGUUCAGCGAUUGAGUCGCGAGUCUGCCGAAUCUGAUCUGACGUUCUUAGCAUUCGUGAUCAUGGAGAACAGAUUGAAACCAGAAACCACGCCUGUGAUCAGUGCAUUAAACACUGCCUGUAUAAAGACUGUCAUGGUAACUGGCGACAACAUGCUGACCGCGUUGUCCGUUGCCAGAGAUUGUGACAUCGUGAAGCCAGGUACACCGGUCAUCGCAGUCUCUGCUACUCAGCAGAAUCAGAUGAAACCACAGAUCUAUUUCACGAAGAGUAACAGUCAGCCAUCGACAGGACACGGCGAUCUCAGCGAAAUGACUGAUCUGAAUAGUGUAGCUAGCUUGGAAACAGUCGAAAGUGGUUCUUUUGGGAACAAUCAAUUCGAAAACGAUGUCAAUUAUUUAUCUGAUGACUUACAACAUUCGAAAAAUAAAUACGUGUUUGCACUCACGGGUAAGACGUGGGCACUAGUCAAACAAUAUUACCCAGAACUGAUUCCCAAACUUGUCACCCGAGGAGCAAUCUUCGCGAGAAUGUCGCCAGACCAGAAGCAACAGCUAGUUCAGGAAUUGCAAUCCUUGGGAUAUUAUGUUGCUAUGGUGGGCGAUGGUGCAAACGAUUGCGGAGCCUUGAAGGCUGCCCACACUGGAAUUUCUCUUUCCGACACUGAAUCUUCAGUAGCAUCACCGUUCACCAGCCGCGAGACAAAUAUCUCUUGCGUAUUAACCGUAAUUCGAGAAGGUCGUGCAGCCCUGGUCACUUCCUUCGGAAUAUUUAAAUAUAUGGCCAGUUACUCUCUCACUCAAUUCAUCUCCGUGAUGCUGCUAUACGGUAUCGAAUCGAAUCUGACGGACAUCGAGUUUCUCUACAUAGAUCUGUUCAUAAUUUCGAUCUUCGCUUUCUUCUUUGGUCGUACCGAGGCUUACGAUGGUCCAUUAGUGAAGACAGCUCCUCUCAACAGUCUUAUUAGUACCACUCCGAUUCUUAGUUUAGUCACGCAAAUUUUGAUCGUGGCUCUAUUCCAGUCCGUUAGUUUAUGGCAUCUUGAACAGAUGGACUGGUUCGUGCCCUUUAAUGCUACGCUGAAGGCCGCUGAAAACAAAGACGACGUGAGCUGUACCGAGAAUUACACGGUUUUUAUAAUCAGUUCCAUGCAGUACAUCAUCCUAGCCGUGACAUUUUCAAAAGGCCAUCCGUACCGAAAGUCUUUGUUCACGAAUUACGGUCUGCUCAUGUCGUUCAUUUUCCUCACCAUGUUCUCUGUCUACCUCGCUACUUUUCCCUUCGAGUGGCUGCGGGACUGGUUCGAGUUGAUCCUUCCAGAAAGCGUCAGCUUCCGUUUCAUCCUAGUCGGCUACGGCAUCGCCAACUUCAUCAUCUCGUUGCUGAUGGAAUACUUGUUCGUUGACUACCUCGUUUUUAGGAAAUUACGCUACCGUUGGCACAACGUAGAUAAAUCCAGGCGAAAGUUCCUCGCGAUAGAUCGCGACAUGGCACGCGAUUUGAAAUGGCCGCCGAUUUCACAAGAACCAUUGCCAGAAGCGGCGCCCGAUAUUCUCAUACGUCAGAACGUUACCGAGAUCAAGAUCGAGAAACGCGUUUCCGAGCCCUGUCAUCCCGUGGACACCAGCUUCAUGAACAGCCCUAUUUGCGCCAAUUUCAAGCACUUCGGCUCGGCCAGAGAAGUUACUCUGAAUCCCAGAUCUCUGUUCAAUGAUCGCAGGAACACCGUGUCCAUGCAAACGGUACCCUGUUUUGAGGAUAGGGAUUCUGUAUUGAAACAACCGAACAUAGAGUUGACGGCGAAGCGAAGAUAUAAUUCAGAAUCGGAGAAGGGUAUCAAUCGAUACGAAAAAACUAGUUUUAAAAGCCAUAGCACGAAUCCGAUCGCCACUCUACCUAGGAACACAGCAGUGGCGCCCCAACCGCAGAAAUUGAGAGACUUGAAGAACGUCUUGAUGCACAAAAGUGAAGAUGGCUUGUCGCCCAGUACACAAAGUGUCCUUGAACUCGAUAUUCUACCAUCAUAGAAGAGAGCGAUUUAUAUUCGAAUUGAUAGUGACCAAAGAAUACAGUACUUCAAGCAACGAAUCGUGAUCAGUUUCGAGUUUGGAAGAUGAUCCUCCGUUUGGGUACACUUUCGCUCAAGAGUUUCGAGCAUGUUAGGAUUUCAACGUUUCAAAAGGAAAGGUUAGGAAAAACUUCCUUAAGUAAAUAUCUUAUUUAUACAAAUAUUUUAUUUAUGAUAUUCAUAUUUUCAUUGAAACUGUAGUUGAUCCUUGAUUGAUAUCAUUGAGCUGUUACAAGAUUGUAGGUUAAGUUUAUUUUUUGAAAUUUUUAAUUCAAUCGAAUUUUAUUACUAAUUAAAUAAAAAAAAGAUGAAAUACCCAAAAUUUUAAUAAUUUAACGUUAAUUACUUUGGCCAUCUAACUCAAUGACAUUACUUGAGGAUUAAUUUAUAUUACCAAAAAUAUAAAUUAAUUUAUAUUGCCAAAUCGAUUGACUCCACAAAAGAGAAAAUGGAAAAAGUGAGAAAAUAGUAUAUUCUUUUUUAAAAUUUCCUUUAAAAUUUGAAUAAACAUUGUGGAAUAGAUUGUUACAGUUUUUCAUAAUAAUACAUAAAAUGUAUAAUAUGAUAUAUCCUUGAAACAAUCACAGUGGCCACUGAAAUAAAUUAUUUAUUAUUCCACGAUGGAAAAAAUUUUGUCACUUGCUGAUAGCCCAAUUAUUAAUAAAAAUUAUUUAUUAUAUAUAAAAAGUUAGGGAUUAAUCAAGUGCUUUGAUACAAAAGUUAGAAAAAGACCAAGUAGUGUUAAUCACUUUGGUCUGUUAAAGGAAAAAUAAUAUCCCAAACUUUUGAGCAGAAGUGUAUCUGCCCAAUUUAUAUGCAUCACGAUUGCCACGAAGUAUCUUCACUUAAUCUGCCAGUGCAUUUGUUGUCCCAUGACAAUUGCGACACAAGACUGUUUUUCAGCUGCUAUACCACUCGGGAACCACUCGGGAACGUUUUGAUUGAAUCACAAUAAAGAUCUAAGAACCAGUUUCAAAUCACUGGACGUGCAAACUGGAGAAAACUGGAACAUGGCAAGAUUUUCAAUGCAGUCUCUAACAAUCGUUCUACAAGAGUGCAUUUAGAAUGCCGCGGCAUUCACGACAGCUUUGGUAACCGACGAUGCGUUCCCAUGAGCAUCGUACGGUACUUCGACCGAAGGGGUCCCUUUUGACCCGGUCUUUCUUCGUCCUCCUCCUUUACUAGUAUUCGAGCAUACCACUCUCGUGAGAGAAAGUAUUAUUGUAUAUCGUUAGUUUAUUUAACACUAGAUGAUAAAUUUUAACUCGCUCUGCGUGCCAGGGAAUUGAGGAUCUUCUCGUAGAAGAACAAAGAGUUCCCUUUGACGCAGGCCGAACGAAGUAGAUAGGUAGAUACAUAUUUUUCUUCUUUUUUUUUUUCUUUUUUGGAAAAAUUUUUUCGCGUUUAGAUGCCGUCUUUUUUCACUGCGGUUUCAAAGAUAUACUUAAAAAAAAAAAAAAAAAAAAAAAAAACAGAAAAGAAAAAAUAAAAAUAUUAUGUGAGCACAUACACGCGCUCCAUGUGACAGAAUGAAUUUUCUAUACUAGGAAACUAAUAGGGAAUUGAUGACAAUUUCCGUUUUCACGACGAGUAUAUUCUCCCCCUUUCUCGAUAAUUCGCGAUAUCUAGUCUAAUUUAAUAAAUUAAUAAAUUAUUAUUCGAAAUACAUAUGUAUAUCGAACGAUGCUCGUUGACGAUGCUCGUUUGUAGAAUGAGAGAAUUGUUCGAAUGAGAGAAAAAUUGAUAUUUCGUCGCGAAAGCGGAAAACUAGUGUAUUGUUUUUUUUUUUUUUUCUUUGUUGGUGUGAAGAUGGGAAACUUGUAACUAUACCGUAGUUUAUCCCAAGAUAAUCUUACUUAAUGGAACUUCGAGGGUCGCGAUUCCACGAACGCAGAAAUUCGACGCUCAUUGUCGCGGAUACUUAUUGUUAAAACGAGUAACGAGAUAAAUGUGUACUUAUCUACGCAGUGGAGAAUUAUACAUACUUAAGCGCGUUGUUCUACUAUUUACGACGCUAAGCUUGCGUUGAGUUAUAGCGGUUGUCGAAUAACAAAGUAUGUUUUUAAUGUAAAA